Messenger RNA from Cuscuta epithymum, 1084 nucleotides. The record is from the annotation of a GenBank genome assembly. NCBI's taxonomy places the organism in Eukaryota, Viridiplantae, Streptophyta, Magnoliopsida, Solanales, Convolvulaceae.
AUCCUCUUAUGAGGGCCCAAACCAAGUACUCCUUAUGCUUGUAGUCCAACAAUCCUCUUAAGAUGGUCCAAACGAAGUGCUUCUAAUGCCCUGUUGAGGGGCAAAGACAGGUCAAACACGCCGGGAACGAAGUAAACGAAACCGAGGGGUGGCCUUUCAAACUCACAGUCACUAGCCAGGAAAUACAAUACAAUAACCCCUCCCUCUCUCUCCCCUUUGCUGUCUUAUCAUCAUCACCUUUGUCUUCAUUCGUCAAUUUGAACCCUCUCCUUACCUCACAGCUUCAUCUCAACAACCGGAAAACGAAACGCCGCGGCAGAAAAAUGGGAGUUAUUGAUCAGCUCUCUGAUGUCUUCGACUGCUCUGUUGGCGACUCUAAGCACAAGAAACGAAAGCAAUUGCAGACGGUGGAGGUAAAAGUGAAGAUGGACUGCGAGGGGUGCGUAAGGAAAGUGAAGAAGUCAGUUGAGGGGAUGAAAGGGGUGAACUCAGUGCAGGUUGAUCCGAAGCAGCACAAGCUCACGGUUACGGGGUAUGUAGAGCCCGAGAAGGUAGUGGCACGCGUGGCCCAUCGCACCGGAAAGAAGGCGGAGAUUUGGCCGUACGUUCCUUAUGAUGUGGUAGCACACCCGUACGCACAAGGGGUGUAUGACAAGAAAGCCCCCGCCGGGUACGUACGCAGGGUCGAAGAUAAUAACCAGCAAGCAUACCAGCUUGCCCGAGCCUCCUCCACCGAAGUUCGCUACACGACGGCGUUUAGUGACGAGAAUACUAAUGCUUGUGUUGUCAUGUGAUUCUUCUUCACACCACAUUUAAUUUGAUAUAUAUAAGUCUAUCUUUCAUAAAGAAGUCACUUUGUUUGUGUAUGGCUGUGGUGAAGUUAAUUCAACUUGUUGCAGCUAAGGUUUGGAUAGAAGUUGUUUGCUUGAUGUUUUGUUAAACUAUGGACUAAUGAUACAAGCAAGUGCUUCAUUUGUUAUUUUACUUGAUAAUAGUGAUGUUUGCAAAAUUGUACCACGUAUUCAUUUGUUUUACUUCCCUGUCCAUAACUUCAUAAGCAUUCAAUAGUCAAUACUUUAAAGCU